Messenger RNA from Spodoptera littoralis (African cotton leafworm), 1761 nucleotides. NCBI's taxonomy places the organism in Eukaryota, Metazoa, Arthropoda, Insecta, Lepidoptera, Noctuidae. The record is from the annotation of a GenBank genome assembly.
AUGACUGUUAUAAACCCAGAAGAGCCCAAAAAUGUGUUUCGAAGAAAAGCUAAGAAAUGGGUUCGAAAGACUUGCAGCGUAGAAGUGGUGAAGAAGAGACUGCCAAUCAUUUCAUGGCUCCCGAAAUACAAAUCUGAAUACUUCAUCCAGGAUGUCAUAGCUGGUAUUACUGUUGGAUUGACUGCUAUACCUCAAGGAAUUGCUUACGCAGUCAUAGCUGGAUUGUCACCUGAAUAUGGACUUUAUGCAUCUUUGACAUCUGGAGUGAUUUAUGUGAUCUUUGGCAGUUGCUACAAUGUCACCGUGGGCCCUACUGCUAUACUCGCUGCCAUGACAGCGAAAUAUGUAGUGGAUUACUCAGCAGACUUUGCCAUUCUCACUGCUUUCUUGUCGGGAGUUUUCAUGUUCAUCAUGGGUAUCCUCAACCUCGGUUUCCUCGUCGAGUUCAUUUCAAUGCCAGUGAUCAGUGGAUUCACAACUGCAGCAGCUCUACAAAUAGCUGCUGCUCAGUUAAAAUCUUUCUUCGGUUUGAAUGGGUCAUCAGGAAAUUAUUUUGCAGAAUCAGUCAUUAAUUUUGUCACUAAUAUUGGAACAGUCCAACUAUGGGAAACAGUCCUCAGUUCUGCGACUAUAGUGAUGUUGAUAUUAUUGAAGAAAAUGGGACAAGGAUGUAAAAGAACUGAUGGAUUUUUUAAACAGAUGAGAUGGUUCAUAUCUCUGUCAAGGAACGCUGUGGUCGUGGUUAUAGGCAUGAUUAUUGCAUACUACAUUCACGUGACGCUUGAAAGAGACGCUCUCGCAAUAAUUGGUGAUAUUGGAAGCGGACUACCAAAGUUCGGUUUACCUCCAUUCAGUACUGUGGUUGGUGAGCAAAGUUACAAUUUCAUAGAAAUGGUUAAAGUUUUAGGAGUACAAUCUAUUGUGAUACCAUUUGUAGCAAUUUUAGAAACAAUUGCCAUUGCCAAGGCUUUUGCAGAAGGUGGUAGAAUUGAUGCCACACAAGAAAUGAUUGCCGUUGGACUUUGCAAUAUUAUUGGAUCAUUUGGGCAGAGUAUGCCCAUUACUGGUUCAUUCACAAGGACGGCCCUUAAUCAUGUAUCUGGUGUCAAAACUCCUGCUGGUGGAGUCACUAAAGUUCUGCUUCUUUUUGUAGCUUUAACAUUCCUGACUUCAACAUUUUAUUAUAUACCCAAAGCUUCACUAGCAGGUCUCAUCAUAACAGCCAUGUUUUCAAUGAUUGACUACCAAAUGUUUGGAAACUUAUGGAGAAAUAGUAUCAAAGAGUUCAUGCUGAUGUUAAAGACUAUGAGCAUUUGUCUGUUUUAUGGCUUGGAAUAUGGAAUAAUAGCUGGAAUAUUAAUUGAAGCUUGUUUGUUAUUGUAUAACGUCGCAAGGCCUACGGUAGAAGUAAAUGUACAGAAAAGUGAAAAAGGAGACCUUAUGGUUGUGACCCUGAGUGAAAAUGUAAGUUACUGUGCUGCUGAACAUUUACGUCAAAGGAUAAUGAAAGGAACUUCCCAUGAUAAUUCUCAUGUACCAAUUAUAGUAGAUGGUGGUAAUCUAAAGAAGCUUGACUACACGGCUGCAUACAACCUAAUGGCUAUCAUCAAAGAUUUGGACAAAACUCAUCAAAUUCUGCUACUGAAUUUCAAUCCAGAAUUAAAGAAAUUAUGUUUGUCCAUGGAAACUAGAUUUGAAUCGAAGUUCUUGUACGCAGCAGGUCCUCAAGAACUAACUGACAUAUUCCCGAAAGAUGUUUGA